Molecule: messenger RNA, 5069 nt
Organism: Oncorhynchus keta (chum salmon)
Lineage: Eukaryota; Metazoa; Chordata; Actinopteri; Salmoniformes; Salmonidae
Exons: 2
Coding region: 2868-3926 (352 amino acids)
Source: RefSeq, a predicted model, not a curated record
UGCUAUGGUCCUAUGGUUUCUCUCGACUCACCCGGUUCCAGGAUAGAUUUUUACUCUUCAAACAUACCAGAGUCGCUAUAUGCGAUCCCUGACUCUGCUUCUGGUACGCAAGCUGUUUUAAUUAGUUCCCCGCAUCCAGUGUAGGCGGGAGGGAUUGUUAAUUGUGCUACCGAACUGCCCCUAAUCAAAACGAAACAAAACGGCCUAAACCCAGCCGUCAGAAAACACAGAAAAUUGAACUUUUUUCAAUGUGUCAAUCACUCUCGAGUCAUCUGGGAUCCACGAGGUAAGCCCAAGGGACUACUAGGGGGGCACUUGAACAUUUGUAGUGUCGUUCCAAAAAGUAAUCAAAUUCAACAUCUACUCACAGACUCCAACCUUGACUUUCUCUGCCUCUCAGAGACAUGGCUCCAUAAACACUCUCCAUAUGCUGCUGUGAUUGGCUACAAUGUUUUCAGGAGAGACAGGAUUGAACGGAAGGAGGGGGUGUGAUGAUUUACAUUAAAGAACAUAUCCGAUGUAAACAAAUUGAGUGGUCAUGUGAUAAUGAACGAGAAUGUAUCGGCCUGAACGUUACACUGUCUCCCCAAAUGUCUUUUACCCUCAUUGGAAUGUAUAGGCCACCUUCCACCAAAAGUGUGUUUUUUGAUCAGUUUAAUACCAUGCUUAGGGAAUGUGAUUUUGGGAAAGAGGUCAUCUUAAUGGGAGAUUUUAACAUUAAUUAUGAAGACAAGUCUUGUAGGAAAACCCUCAAACGGAUCACUAAUACCUUUGACCUUACACAGCUAGUUAAAGGGCCAACCAGGGUGACUUGUUGCUCUAAAACACAGAUUGAUUUGGUGUUCAGUAAUAAACCAGAGAGAGUGAGUACAUCAUUCAAUAUGGUUACUGGGGUAUCUGAUCAUAAUCUGACACUUAUAGCCAGAAAGCUGUCUAAGAGCAGGUUUAACCUCUCUACUGUUAGAAAGCCAGAUCAACUCAGAAUACCUAAGAGUGAAUUAAACUAUUUUGAAAAAGCAAUUAAGGGAAUAAACUGGAAUGAUCUCUUGUCCUAUACAGACGUGGAAGCUGAUAGUCAGGUUUUUCUAUCCACAAUACAGACUACAAUAAAUGGCUUCCUAAAGAAAAUCAAAUCCAAACCUGGCCAAAAGAGCACUCUUCCUUGGCUAAAUGGAGAAAUCUGGAAAUUGAUGAAAGAACGAGAUUAUGCUCUAAAAAUAGCCCUAAAAUCUAAAUUAGAGCAUGACAGACGUAGGUUUACCAUGUUGAGAAAUAAGGUGAUGAAAGAAAUCAGACAGGUCAAGGCAAACUUUUUUAUUAACAUAAUUGGUGAAGCAAAGGGAAAUUCUAAAUUGAUAUGGGAGAAUCUACAUUACAUUUAAGUCAUUUAGCAGACGCUCUUAUCCAGAGCGACUUACAAAUUGGUGCAUUCACCUUAUGACAUCAACAAAAGUUAACAGGGAAAGACCAUAGUAACACUGCAAAAAGACUAGAAAUCAUGGUGAAUAACAAUCUAACACAGGAUGCAGUUGAAAUAGCAACAGCCUUCAAUUCCUACUUUAUUGACUCUGUCAGGUUACUGACACAGAACCCCUCCACUGGUUUCUUGGGCUCAGUGCUAAUGAAUGACGCUCAACCUGUCUUCAUCAUAAGGGAGGUUUCUGAGUCAAAGGUGAACAAGGUGAUUAAGCUCACUAAAGAACUCUAAAGCCAAAGAUGUGUUUGGGAUGGACUCUACCUUUCUUAAAAACUACAAAGAGUCACUCAUUGGCCCCAUUACUAAGGUCACCAACACAUCUAUUGGUCUCGGUGUGUUUCCAAGGGUAUGGAAGUCGGCCAUAAUAACGGCCAUCUUUAAAUCAGGCGACCCUGCUGACGUGAGUAACUACAUGCCCAUUAGUAUACUACCUGUGGUGUCAAAGGUUGUUGAAAAGUGUGUAGCAGAACAACUGAUUAACCACCUCAACAACAGCCCUUUCACAUUACACUCCAUGCAGUUUGGCUUCAGAGCGAAACACUCCACAGAAACGGCCAACUGCUUUCUUCUGGAAAAUGUGAAGUCCAAGAUGGACAAAGGGGUGCUGUUGGGGCUGUGUUUCUGCACCUAAGGAAGGCUUUUGAUACUGUUAACCAUGAGAUUCUCAUCACAAAAUUGUCCAAGUUCAACUUUUCCCCUGAUGCCUUGAGAUGGAUGAAAUCAUACCUUGAAGGCAGAACUCAGUGUGUCAGAGUGAGCAAUGAACUGUCGCCCACUCGUAGCUAUGAUGUGGGCGUGCCCCAAGGGUCAAUACUGGGCCCCCUCCUGUUCAGCCUGUACAUUAAUGAUCUGCCUUCUGUCUGUACUGGGUCUGAAGUUCAAAUGUAUGCAGAUGAUAAAGUGAUAUAUGUGCAAAGAGCAAACUACAAGCUGCACAAGAACUCACUACUGUAAUGGUCCAGGUUACAUAGUGACUCACUACUGUAAUGGUCCAGGUUACAUAGUGACUCACUACUGUAAUGGUCCAGGUUACAUAGUGACUCACUACUGUAAUGGUCCAGGUUACAUAGUGACUCACUACUGUAAUGGUCCAGGUUACAUAGUGACUCACUACUGUAAUGGUCCAGGUUACAUAGUGACUCACUACUGUAAUGGUCCAGGUUACAAAGUGACUCACUACUGUAAUGGUCCAGGUUACAUAGUGAAUCACUACUGUAAUGCUCCAGGUUACAUAGUGAAUCACUACUGUAAUGGUCCAGGUUACAAAGUGACUCACUACUGUAAUGGUCCAGGUUACAUAGUGACUCACUACUGUAAUGGUCCAGGUUACUUAGUGACUCACUACUGUAAUGGUCCAGGUUACACAGUGACUCAGUGACUCACUACUGUAAUGGUCCAGGUUACAAAGUGGCUCAGUGACUCGUGUUUGCAUCUCAAUGUGAAAAAAACUGUUUGCAUGUUCUUCACAAAGAGGGCAACAGAUGCUACUGAGCCAGAUGUCUAUGUGUCAGGGGAGAAGCUCCAGGUGGUAUCUGAUGCUACUGAGCCAGAUGUCUGUGUGUCAGGGGAGAAGCUCCAGGUGGUAUCUGAUGCUACUGAGCCAGAUGUCUAUGUGUCAGGGGAGAAGCUCCAGCUGGUAUCUGAUGCUACUGAGCCAGAUGUCUAUGUGUCAGGGGAGAAGCUCCAGCUGGUAUCUGAUGCUACUGAGCCAGAUGUCUAUGUGUCAGGGGAGAAGCUCCACCUGGUAUCUGAUGCUACUGAGCCAGAUGUCUAUGUGUCAGGGGAGAAGCUCCAGGUGGUAUCUGAUGCUACUGAGCCAGAUGUCUAUGUGUCAGGGGAGAAGCUCCAGGUGGUAUCUGAUGCUACUGAGCCAGAUGUCAAUGUGUCAGGGGAGAAGCUCCAGGUGGUAUCUGAUGCUACUGAGCCAGAUGUCUAUGUGUCAGGGGAGAAGCUCCAGGUGGUAUCUGAUGUUACUGAGCCAGAUGUCUAUGUGUCAGGGGAGAAGCUCCAGGUGGUAUCUGAUGCUACUGAGCCAGAUGUCUAUGUUUCAGGGGAGAAGCUCCAGCUGGUAUCUGAUGCUACUGAGCCAGAUGUCUAUGUGUCAGGGGAGAAGCUCCAGGUGGUAUCCGAUUUUAAGUACCUUGGCAUCAUACUUGAUUCCAACCUCUCUUUUAAAAAGCAUGUGAAAAAGGUCAUUCAAAUAACUAAAUUCAAUCUAGCUAAUUUCCGAUUUAUACGAAAUUGUUUGACUACAGAGGUAGCAAAACUGUACUUCAAAUCUAUGAUACUCCCCCACUUAACAUACUGCUUGACUAGUUGGGCCCAAGCUUGCUGUACAACAUUAAAACCUAUUCAGUCUGUCUACAAACAGGCUCUCAAAGUGUUUGAUAGGAAGCCUAAUAGCCAUCAUCAUUGUCACAUCCUUAGAAAACAUGAGCUCCUGAGUUAGGAAAAUCUUGUGCAAUACACCGACGCAUGUCUUGUAUUCAAGAUCCUUAAUGGCCUGGCUCCCCCUCCACUCAAUAUUUUUGUUAAACAGAAAACCCAGACAUAUGGCAGCAGAUCCACAAGGUCUGCCAUGAGAGGUGACUGUAUAGUUCCCCUAAGGUAAAGCACCUUUAGUAAAUCUGCAUUCUCUGUGAGAGCUUCCCAUGUCUGGAAUACACUGCCAUCAGACACACAUAACUGCACCACAUAUCACACUUUCACAAAAUGCUUGAAGACAUGGCUAAAGGUCAAUCAGAUUUGUGAACAUGGUCCCUAGCUGUGUAUUGCCACUUUCCAUGUUGUCUGUUGUCUGUAGCUUGUGAGGUGUGGAAACACUUUGUUGCUUUUAUGAAUUUUGUCUUGCUGCUUUUUGUCCUAUGUUGCUCUGUCUGUAUGCUAUGUUUUGCUUGUCCUAUGUUGCUAUGUCUAUGGUGCUAUUGUCUAUAUUGUAAUUGUUUUUAAUAACCUGCCCAGGGACUGCGGUUGAAAAUUAGCCGGCUGGCUAAAACCGGCACUUUUACUGAAACGUUGAUUAAUGUGCACUGUCCCUGUAAAAAUAAAAUAAACUAAACUGAUUGGUUAUGCCGCACUGGUCUGUGUAGAGGCUGAGUAGUGCAUGUCAAUGCAAUAGAAUCCUACACCUAUACGUUCUGCCUACAACAAGAUCUCUUGCAUAGUUUGUUUUGUUUCGGUGGUUAAUAUUGUGUUCAUUCUAUUACAAUUGACAAAGUAAAAGACAACAUUGAUAGUGUUAACAUGGAAAACUCUCGAAAAGUGGUCACCUUUUGAGUCUAAGAUCAUGACUUAAAUAACGUACGCCUAUGCAACAUUAACCUAUCAAUGAGGUUUGUACAGUCUCCUCCCAGACCAGGACUAAAGCAUCCGCCAUCUCCUGGACAGUCUGUGGUGCAACGUGGCAUUGGUGGAUGGAGCGAGACAUGAUGUCCCAGAUGUGCUCAAUUGGAUUCAGGUCUGGGGAACGGGCGGGCCAGUCCAUAGCAUCAAUGCCUUCCUUUUGCAGGGAACUGCUGACACACUCCAGCCACAUGAGGUCUAGCAUUGUCUUGCAGUAGGAGGAACCCAGGACCAACCACACCAGCAUAUG